Messenger RNA from Anarrhichthys ocellatus (wolf-eel), 5436 nucleotides. It is a transcript of the gene fzd8a, whose product is annotated as frizzled class receptor 8a. Gene Ontology annotation, biological process: canonical Wnt signaling pathway; non-canonical Wnt signaling pathway. Gene Ontology annotation, cellular component: plasma membrane. The coding region runs from base 845 to 2590 and encodes 581 amino acids. Gene Ontology annotation, molecular function: Wnt receptor activity; Wnt-protein binding. NCBI's taxonomy places the organism in Eukaryota, Metazoa, Chordata, Actinopteri, Perciformes, Anarhichadidae. The transcript has a single exon. The record is from RefSeq and is a predicted model, not a curated record.
GGGUUUAUUAUAGUUGCAUAUUAUAUGAUAGUUUUAAAGGAGCCAUGGCUCUGGGCUUGACAUGUUAUCAUAAACACGCUGCCUAUAAUCUGCACUUUUAUGAAAAUGUGUUAUGAACGAAAAAAAAAUGUAUUUUGGUCUCUGGGGGGGUGACAUGAUGCGCAAUACUUUUCCGCACAUGCAGCGUCCUGCAGCCCACUGUCACAGACAAGACACGCUGCUAAAACUACAGUGUGAUGAGAAUGUAGCAAAUACAUCUUUUUAGGGUGAAACGCUUGAUGGACUGCUGGAAAGCACCGCCCUCCCUCCCCUCCCGCCGCUCUGUGAUUGGAGGAGCGGCUCUGAGGGUGUGGCUUGUGAUGCCUCUGGUAUAUAUCGGCACCGCUUCGUCCCCCAGCCGUUGAUUUGUAUGGGAACCAGGGCUGAGGUGGGACAAGCCGACUGGAUGUAGUCGCUGUGGUUUUUUUAGAGAAAGAAACGAGGCCCACCUUUUCCCGUUUGCAGCGAUCGGACAGCAGCAGCACGUGGGUUGUUUUUUUAAUAUCAGACUGUCUGAGGAUACUGAAAGCAGUUUCCAGAAGAAGGUGGAUUCUCCUCUCAGCCAUCUUGACUGCUCGCCGCCCUGAAGGCUGUAUUCUCUCCUCCUCCUCCUCUUCCUCCUCCUCCUCCUCAGCUGAAAGUAAACACGGCUUGCACAUUGCUUGCAACUCCGUGCAGGAUCCCGAGAGAAGCGAGAUGGGCUCGCUGCGCAACGUCUAACCGGACCGGAGGCGAAAGCAGACGGCGGAGAGGAUUUAUCGGUACCAGAGCAGAAGAAGGGGGGGGGACACGACGCGCCGGAGGGAUGGACCUGUUUGGGGUUUACCUGCUCCUCUCGCUCGCUCUCCUGCCCCGAUCCAGCUGCACCACGGCCAAGGAGAUCACCUGCCAGGAGAUAGCCGUGCCCCUGUGUAAGGGGAUCGGCUACAACUACACCUACAUGCCCAACCAGUUCAACCACGACACGCAGGACGAGGCUGGACUGGAGGUGCACCAGUUCUGGCCUCUGGUGGAGAUCCAGUGUUCGCCGGACCUGAAGUUUUUCCUGUGCAGCAUGUACACCCCGAUCUGCCUGGAGGACUAUAAGAAACCUCUGCCGCCGUGCCGGAGCGUGUGUGAGAGAGCCCGGGCCGGCUGCGCGCCCCUCAUGAGGCAGUACGGCUUCCCCUGGCCAGACAGGAUGAAGUGCGACCUGCUGCCGAUGCAAGGCAACCCCGACACUCUGUGCAUGGACUACAACAGAACCGACUCCACCACCGUGUCCCCCGUCCUCUCCAAACCCACCAACAACCCCUCCAAGGGUUACAGCCCCCCUAAAAAUAAGCCGAGCCGACCCGGCGCGCCUGGGAAAUACAAGCUGCCCGCCUCCCCGUGUGAGCCGGGGUGCAAGUGUUUGGAGCCCAUGGUGCCGGUAAACACGGACCGUCACCCGCUCUACAACCGCGUCAAAACGGGACAGAUCACCAACUGUGCCAUGCCGUGCCACAACCCGUACUUUACGCACGACGAGAGAGCGUUCACCGCCUUUUGGAUAGGACUCUGGUCCGUGUUGUGCUUCGUGUCAACUUUCGCCACCGUCGCCACUUUCCUCAUCGACAUGGAGCGGUUCAAGUAUCCGGAGCGACCCAUCAUCUUCCUCUCGGCCUGUUACAUGUUCGUGUCCGUCGGCUACAUCGUCCGACUGAUCGCAGGGCACGAGAAAGUGGCGUGCAACCGGGAGUUCGAUCUGGAGCACAUCCACUACGAGACCACCGGCCCGGCGCUCUGCACCGUGGUCUUCCUCCUCAUCUACUUCUUCGGCAUGGCCAGCUCCAUCUGGUGGGUCAUCCUGUCUCUGACCUGGUUCCUCGCGGCCGGGAUGAAGUGGGGCAACGAGGCGAUCGCCAGCUACUCCCAGUACUUCCACCUGGCCGCCUGGCUCAUCCCCAGCAUGAAGUCCAUCGCGGUGCUGGCGCUGAGCUCCGUGGACGGGGACUCGGUGGCCGGCAUCUGCUACGUGGGGAACCAGAACCUGGACAACCUGCGGGGCUUCGUGCUGGCCCCUCUGGUGAUUUAUUUAUUCAUCGGCACCAUGUUCCUCCUGGCCGGGUUCGUGUCCCUGUUCCGGAUCCGCAGCGUCAUUAAGCAAGGCGGCACCAAGACGGACAAGCUGGAGAAGUUGAUGAUUCGGAUCGGGAUCUUCACGGUGCUCUACACGGUGCCGGCCACCAUCAUAGUCGCGUGCUACUUUUACGAGCAGCACAACCGGCAGAGCUGGGAGAUCACGCACAACUGCUCCAACUGCUUGCUGGAGCGGGACCGCAGCAGCCCGGACUACGCCGUUUUCAUGUUGAAGUACUUUAUGUGCCUUCUGGUGGGCAUCACGUCCGGGGUGUGGAUCUGGUCCGGGAAAACUUUGGACUCGUGGAGGACUUUUUGUACCCGGUGCUGCUGGGGCAGCAAGGGCACCAGCGGCUCCAUGUACAGCGACGUGAGCACCGGGCUGACGUGGAGGUCUGGCACGGCCAGCUCCGUGUCUUGCCCCAAGCAGAUGCCAUUAUCCCAGGUUUGAAUGACGGAUGGGGGGGGGGGGGGGUCAGCUUAUGAGGACUGCUAAUUGUUUGGGAGAUAACCCAUCACUCCCUGUCUUAAGCAAUUUGCAUAGUAAUGAACUGCUGCUGAGGUGACCCCCCACCCUUCCCUCUCUCUCAUUCCCCAAAACAUCCACACACCUCUGUGGGGAGAGCUGGCUGAAACAAUGUCCCUGGCAUUCACACAGGUUCGAUUCCUCCCUGUUUGUAUGGAUUAGAGGUGCACACAAACCUUUGGCACAACUCGCCAUAUAGAGAGACAGGUUCGCUCCUAAGUAGCUUCACACAAAGAGCAUCUGGGUCCUCAAUGCCAUUUUUUACCUACACAGUGCCAGUUAACAUUGUAUCAUCCAAUCACAUCAAAGAUGGUUUAAAUUAAGCCUUAAUAGUGCCCAAGUGUUGUUUUUUUACGGGUCGUUCAUUUUGUAAUUUUUUUAAAAUGUAUUUAUAUAAAAGUUCUGUAAGAAGAAAGAAAAACCAUGUACAUUUGUGUAUAAAAGAAAACUUUAUAAGCUAUUGUAAAUUUGUACAAAGUGUAGAUGUCUCUUUUUGUGAGAAAAGCAAAUAUGAGCUUUAUUUUGACAAUAAAACAUUUUUUUGAUAAAUCUCAACUUCCUGUGAACAUUUGCAGUGUUUCUUUCCCCCCAAUGUGCCAAGGAGGUUGUCAAGGCAGAUUGUUUUGUGGUGUGGUCACCGUGUUGACGACGGCGGCUUUCUGAGAGCCCCCUCGGCUAAAAAGGAAGCCCUUUUUAUAACCAUCAGAGACCGGUAAUUAGAGGCAGGGGUUGAGUUGGAGCAUCUCCAUAAUUGUUGAAGGCCUCUUCACAUGCCUGCCGAAGCCCGCUUUUUUCUUAAUUUAGCAAAAGAGGGAGUGGGUGAAUGGGGGUAUAAAUGCAGGGAAGGGACCCUUUUCAUCUGCAGAAACUUUGAUCUUUCUUUUUUAACAGACGAGAAUAAAGGUGGUGUGUAUUAGGAGUGUCUGUCUGAUGUGCCAAGGUUCCCCCUAAACGUCCCCAUUUGGAUGCUUUGAUGGACGUCCCUACAAUUCAAAGAGCAUUUUGGAACCCCCUUCGCUUUUCUGGGUUUGUCAGAGCUGAAACCUGCCAGAGCCCCUGCAUCUUGUGUUUAGUUUUUUUCUUCUUCUUCUUCUCUUUUUUUCGCAGGGCCUGAAUUGAAACAUCUUCUCCCUCGGCUCAAGCUGUGUCAGCGAGUGCAGGGGCCUUGACAUGAAUGAUAUUGAAAUAGCAAUGAAAGCCCCACAGGUGGUCUGUUCACAUGAUCUCACAUCUUAGGGCCCCCUAAUCGAGGCUUUUUUUUUGUCGCUACAAAUGUAUCUGGUUCGGUCCCAAUUAACCCAAUGCGCUGGCAUAAGAUGAUACACUGUAACCCAGCGAAGAAAUGCUUUUGAUUUGCAGGUCAAUGGUGACAGUGGGCUUUGUAGUGACUGCUUUGUUACUGCUUUAUUCCUUUACACUCAGACUGUAGACGUGCACCUCCAAAAGAAAAGAUUAUUUUUCAGACAUGCAUCUGUUGGGAGUGUAAAUCAGCCAUAUAAAUCUUGCAUCAGCGCUGUCAGCAAAAGACACCAGUAAAGAUGGAAGUCGUAACAAAACUUUUCUUAAGAUCAAAAAAGAGCGGCUUCUUGAGCAUUUCGCUUCCGUGUGGCUCAUCAAUAGUUCUGAGUGUUUGUGUAAAGUUUGUAUAGAUCAAGUUUGGGAGUUUAAAUCUUCAUUAAAAAAAAAAAAAGAAAUGUAAAUAUUGCACUGCUGUCUGUUUGGUAAAGAUCUAGCAGGCAGGUUCAGUCUCUGUAUCAUUUGCGGUUAUAGUUCCAUGAAAAAGUCACGGUAGCCUUCACUGCUGCAGCUUGUGUGUUUUUUCUGGUGUUUACCUCAAAAACCUCAGUGAGCGUGUGCAGCGACACUGAUGUGCAGCCCCACCAAGUGGUAGAAGCAGAACUGCACACCUGCACACGCCUCCUCGUUUAGCUCUUGAUUCUGAGUGUUUAGACGAGGUCUCGGCUCCCAAACUAACACAGAAGUAAGUGUGUGCUGAUAACUUUGAUGUUCCUAUACUCAUGUACUCACACACACACAACAAGGAAAAGUUCAUGACUUGAUGGAUUCAGAAAGAAAACAAUGAAAUGUUCUCAUGUUAGUGUGAUCCACACACAUGUUGGUGUGAUAAGUGGGAAGGACAGUGAGCAAGAAAAACAGAGAUGGCAACAUAAAAGCUGUUCUAAAUGUGUAAACUUCUAUAACUUUUAGAGAAAUGAUCGAUCAAAUAAUCAGUGACUAUUUUAAUAGAUUUAUCAUUUCAGCCAUUUGUCAAACAGAAAUAAUGGAAAAAAAGACACACAAUAAAACAUUCCCUUGUGUCAGUGUCUCAGAUAUGAGCACUGGCUUCUUUUAUUUAUCAUCAUAUUAAAGGAAGUGGGAUAUUUUGGGAGUUUUUAAAAACCAGACAUUUGAAAGUGUCGACUGGAGUUGGGAUGGAUAUUUUCUUUUCACUAUUUUUGACUUUCAUAGACGAAACCAUUCAAAACAGAAUCAAUUCAUCUUGUAUUUGAGUUACAUAAGAAUAAUUAAUUAUAGCGCCUCCAUAGAUGAGUAGCACUUAAAAUCAUGCAUUUAUGUCCAAAAUGGCAUUGAUGUCAUAACAGUGAGGGAAAUAUAUUAUCUAAGCUACUGGCUUGAUUCAGGGCUUUUUGUGUGGACAUAACCGUAUAGUCUGCUGAAGCCAGACCUGAACAAUCCCACUUAAACUUGACUGAAAGUUACAAUUCAAUUUAUUUAGUGUAGCCCAAAAUCACACAUUUGCCUCAGAGGGC